AUGCCGGACAUUCUGGAUGAUGUUUGGGAAUCUGAUGGUGGUGAGGAACUUAAGGAACCAUCCUCCUUUGAUAUAAAGAAACUGCGAGACAGUCAUAUCAAAAGAGGAUAUCUGGAUGGGGUCACAAAAUCCAAGGAUACCAACCUGCAGAAAGGGUUUAAUGAGGGUUUCCCUACGGGUGCCGAGAUUGGACUCAAAAUUGGAAAGCUUAUAGGUAUAUUGCAGGCUCUCAAUCUGAAAUACGGGGAAGAGGACGAUGAACUUCGGGAGAAUCUUAAGCUUGCUCAACACGAACUCCUAAUACAAAAAGUUCUUACCAAGUCAAUGUUCGAUCCUGAUUUGAAUUUGCAAGGAGAACAUGUAAUCGUCAAGAAAUGGAUAAGCAUAGUGGAGAUGCAUUGUAAAAAUUAUUCUAUAGAUACACGUUUAUAG
Molecule: messenger RNA, 432 nt
Organism: Zygotorulaspora mrakii
Lineage: Eukaryota; Fungi; Ascomycota; Saccharomycetes; Saccharomycetales; Saccharomycetaceae
Gene: YAE1
Product: Yae1p
Exons: 1
Coding region: 1-432 (143 amino acids)
Source: RefSeq, a predicted model, not a curated record